Pseudopodoces humilis (Tibetan ground-tit) is the source of this 2392-nucleotide messenger RNA. RefSeq names its product Nedd4 family interacting protein 2 (gene NDFIP2). Gene Ontology annotation, molecular function: WW domain binding. Gene Ontology annotation, biological process: metal ion transport; ubiquitin-dependent protein catabolic process; positive regulation of protein ubiquitination. Lineage: Eukaryota; Metazoa; Chordata; Aves; Passeriformes; Paridae. Gene Ontology annotation, cellular component: endoplasmic reticulum; perinuclear region of cytoplasm; Golgi apparatus. The record is from RefSeq and is a predicted model, not a curated record.
CGGGCGGCGGCGGCGCCGGGCGAACGGGCAGGGGGAGGAAGGAAGAAGGAAAGAAGGAAAGGAAGGACGGACUGAGCGACGCGGCGCCGGCUCGGAGGAGCUGCGGCCGCGCCCGUGCGUGUCGGCGGGUGGCCAGGAUGGAUCACCACCAGCCCGUCAGCCGCUACCAAGUGCUCCACAAUGAGGAUGACCCCCCAGAGUCUUCAGCAGCUGAGCAGCCCUCGACGUCUGCAGAGACUCCGCAGCCUCCGCAGACAGCAGCCUUACCCGAGGCAGAUACUUCCCCUCCUCCUUACUGUAGCAUAGCUGUGGAAGCAGCUGCAACCUCAGACUCACACAAUGAGUUUUAUCCUGUACCACCUCCAUACAGUGUAGCUACCUCUCUUCCUACAUAUGAUGAAGCAGAGAAGGCCAAAGCUGCAGCCAUGGCAGCUGCUGCAGCUGAAGUUGCCCAGCGAGAAGAAGAGUAUCCACCACGGGAUGAUUUCAGUGAUGCAGAUCAGCUUAGAGUGGGCAAUGAUGGCAUCUUCAUGUUGGCAUUUUUCAUGGCGUUUAUUUUCAACUGGAUUGGAUUUUGUUUAUCCUUCUGUAUAACAAAUACCAUAGCUGGAAGGUAUGGUGCAAUCUGUGGAUUUGGUCUCUCCCUGAUCAAAUGGAUUCUCAUUGUACGGUUUUCAGAUUAUUUUACUGGAUAUUUCAAUGGACAGUACUGGCUUUGGUGGAUAUUUCUUGUACUUGGUCUCCUCCUGUUCUUUCGAGGCUUUGUUAAUUAUCUUAAAGUCAGAAAUAUGUCUGAAAGCAUGGCAGCUGCUCACAGAACAAGAUUUUUUUUCUUGUACUGAAGACUGCAUCGAACAGACAUUCCUUUCCUAUGCUGGUGUGAAACUUCCAGACGAUCUGUAACCCUCCAAGUUAAUAAGAUAGAAGACUACUAAAACCAGAAGACAAAUUAAUGAAAAUAUGGCUUCAAAAAUGAAUGACAGGAUGUUUAUGAUCAAGUACCAGUUCUGGUCAUUCUAGUAAAUAUUUAUAAUUGCUGCCUUUUGUUUUAGCACAUUUGGAUAUGUGCUCGUUAGAAAGAUGGUAUUGAGGUAAAAACAAACUAUCUGUAAGUAUAAAUUAGGUACAGACAGACUCAGUUAAUCUGUGCUUGUUCUAUCUGAAAGAUUUGAGUGGUAUCUUUUUUCACAACUUGUAUGUACCACUGACUUGAUGAUCUGAAUUUCUGAGUACAAUGAAAUGCAUUAAAUGAUUCAGAUUAAGCAGUUCAGAUAGUUUUCUUUUAUAUAAUUUAGAUUCAUCUAAUGAUUGUAUAGAACAUUUUUAAGUUUACUAAACCCCAAAGCUCUUUGUCACAAACUUAGAUUUGCCAGUAUUACAUUGAAUUCAAACCAGUAUACUGGUUUGUGCUAAAACUGAUACACUUUGAGUCCCCUGUAAAUAACUCUGCAUAAAUGACUGUUUUAAUUGCUUCUUAGGAAAUAUGUCAAAAUAUAUUUUGUAACAGCAUAUUAUCUAAAUUUUGUUUAAUCUUAGAGCUAUAUACAUAUUUUUUGUUAAUUGGCUAUUAAAAGUUUAGUUAGUAGUAGAUGUAAUUUUGGAGGUUUGCAUUCUUGAGGUCACUAUAAAUACAACAUCCACAUUGAGUGCUUCUCAAAUAAAAAUCAUACAACUACUUUAUAAUGCUUGUUUAGAAUAAAUACUACUUUCAUAAGAACAAACUAGUUUAAAUGCAAGGUAAUUUGGGAAGUAAUUGAAGAAGGAAAAAGGUUUUUUUAAAGCUCUGAAAGUAGAAAACGUGUUUUACCUCGCCCUUAAUUCGUUUAAGGUAUACCAUUUUGUUCUUAUAAAUAUCAUCUCUGUAAGGGGUACUGUCUACAGUUCAUGCACAUGUAGUUUCUUUUAAAGUUUGUGAAAUUUAUGCUUCUUCUUUAAAUAGAAGAAGACAUCUCUCAGUCCUUUGUACAACUGGAAUCUCAGUUGCAAAAAUACAUUGGCUGUCGGUUGCACCUUUGAGGAAAAAGAGUACAAAUAGUUUCCUCCAUUUUUAUUUUUAAUUAGAAUUCUGCUUUUUUACUACUAACAUUAAAACCAGUGAGGUUUAUGUUGUGUUAAGCUAGUGCUGUAUUGAGUUUUGUAUCUAUAAUGAAUGUUUAAAAUAUGCAUAUAUAAACAUUUUCAUUUUCCUAAUCUUUCAGAGAUAACUGAUAGUGACUAAAAUUUUAGGGGCACCUCUACUUCUUGGCUUUUUAUGGAAAGAAGAAAGUUAAGUACUAUGUUCAAUAUCCUAUUGGGAUUUCCUUCUAAACUUCUAUUUGUUUCUGUGUUCUUUUGCAUUCAUUGUCCAGAUGAAAAAGAAGCGAAUAAUAAAGCAUUGCUUUGUUUUGCUAAU